AUGCGCAACCUGUGGGGGCUGUCUCAGAAGUCGCGAGUACGACGAAUCAGAUAUCAGGCAGACCUGCGUAAUGACAGCCAUCGCUGUCUUUGCAUCAGGCAGAAGGCCGACUUCUUCUCUCCAUCAUCUCCAGGCUUCUUUGCAUCCAUUGAGCCUGCAUCGUCAUCAUUCUACCAUCAGGACCCUCGUAAAAACACCGAAGAUAUUGACAGUAUGGCCGAUCCCCCUCACCCUGGGAUGAGGCCAGGAGCCCGCGAUCUCUUCAUCACAAAUUUCGUCGAGAAUCCCCCGCCUCUAGCGCCUGAUGAUUCAGCUCGUAUCCAGCCACCAAAUGAGUCAACUUCUUUUGAAUCUGAUGAUGAAGGCUCCGGGUUAAGGCACGCCAAGUUGGAGAAUCAUUGUAUCCUCUGUGGCGAUACCCUGCAUGUUGACCGGCGCUCAGAUAUCGACCCCCUUUCCCGUCUCUCGACAUGGGAGAUGAAUGUUAUCUGCGUCCUCAGUAUACCAUCUAGCAUUGGUCAAACGCAAUCCAAGUUAUGUAACGCUCAAAUAAGCCAACGACGCGUGCUCAGAAGCCGCAACUUGGAGUAUCCUCCGGGAACGAGGUAUCAUGCUUGUGCUUACUACACCAGUUGCCCGAGGUGCGAUGGAGAAGCUGCGCUCAACAGAGUCCAAGCCACGGUCAACCUGGUCCACCUCCACUGCUCGCAACUUGCUAAGCGAAGAUGGGGCGACUUCUCGGCCGAUGUCCUGGUCCGCAUCGCUCGGUUGUUACGUCCCAUUACUUUGCCGGGUGUGGCUGAGGAGAUCUUGGGUGUAGAACCUGGCCUGACCAAAUUUCCCGAAUCCGAAAUCGCGUGCAAGGAUUCAAGCCUCGGUUCGCUGCUUAUGAAUAUCCAUCGUCACUUGCCCGGCGAGCUUCAGCGGCUGGUAUGCCAGCAUCUCCAGGGCACCUUCUUCUUCUCGGUUGCCAGCUGCGUGGAGACAUUGCAUUGGAUAGAAGACCAUCGGAUCCUGGUAGAUUCCUGGUCAAAUACGACCCCAACAUAUCAUUACCCGCUCAUGCCCUCCUUCUCCUUCAAGCGUCUUGUUGCAGAUACGGUCAACAUUCUCGGCGAGAGCUGCUUCACAAGGAUUGGCGGAGACUUUGCAACUUCCUACGCAAUGGAGAUCACGCUUAAACAAGUCCCACUAUCAGGCAUCCAAUAUUCUCUUGGUCUCUAUGGUGUUGUUGGUUUGCGGGUUCUGUAUGAGGAUGCUCAUGUUCAGCAUGGUUGGGUCGCGGCCCCGGCAGAUUAUUCAGGAUUUUCAGCCUUCGCUCACUGCGGGAUCUUCGGACUGAAAUAUCUGUCAUUAGACAGCGGUACCACGAGUCAGGCGCUACAACUAGAAACGAGUCCGGAAGAGCCCAAGAUGUUUUGGAACCAUGACAUCGACUUCACUCCCUCUGAUAAGUAUUCCCUGGUCACCUUAAAUCCGAUACACCGAACCAUUCGUGGCCAGCAGGCUGCAUAUAUCGGACAAUAUCUGCCUUUCCAACCAGCCAGUCAGCAACACCGGAGCCUAACCAUCUUCUUCUCCUCGGAAGGCACGUCAUGUAUCCAAGUCGGCAGUGACCGGGCGCAGUGUCUCGGAAACCCCUCCGCGGGUGAUAGGGCCCUUACCUUCUAUCUUUAUCCUGGAGAGACUAUAAAGUCGCUGCGACUGCUCUCCAUAGCACGACAGCGGCUCAUAAACUCGUGGACUAUGCGGGACUCAACCCGCUUCCAUAUCCUGGUGCAAACCUCCGAGGGUCGAAUGAUUUAUGCGGCUCCUAGUCGGGUGCUUACGGAUCCCGAGUGUUCCCUGGCUGUCUUCGGCGGGGAAAGCUCUCACUUUCCAGACGGGAUGUUCCUCGUGAGAGAUGGACCUCUGAAGGAGUCCCUCACCAACCUUGGUGUUAAAUUCAGUGCGACUAAAGAAGAGCAACUCGGUCCACAGAAUUGUCAAGCGACUCGCGGCCCCUGGAGUAUCAAGGUGCCGAGACCACGACUCGGCCCACCUCUCCCGAUUGAAGGAAGCGGCGCGGUCCUGACUAAAGCCAAUCUCGAUAACGUGAAAGAAUUGAGAGUACAAAAGUACGAGGGCAUUUAUUUGGGUCUCUUGAUCCACCGUCACGAUGAUAGGAUAGAUGUCCUCGGGAGCUGGGAUGCAUCCAGCCCCGGUGUGAUCUCGACUAUUUACGUCUAUGGCGACAGACCACUCACGGGACUUACUUUUGUCUUAUUAGAGGAGGAAGGCCCCGGCUGGUGGUGUAGGAAUGUGGUAAACAUACGAACCCAUCCAUCAUCGGUCCCAGAGUUGGACUUUCCGGUCGUGGACAGCACGCUUGAUCAAGUUGAGGAGGACUUGAUUUCGAAAUUCCAUUGGGAUGCUCCACACUUGGAAGUUGCUUGGUGGUUUACGCUGUCAGGGUCGGAAGAUCGUGUGGAAUACUGGAAUGGAGAAGAACAGGAAUUCAGCUUGUCGAAGGGUGACCUUCAUUGUGAGCAAGUCAACUAG
Molecule: messenger RNA, 2541 nt
Organism: Clonostachys byssicola
Lineage: Eukaryota; Fungi; Ascomycota; Sordariomycetes; Hypocreales; Bionectriaceae
Source: the annotation of a GenBank genome assembly